UUGACAGCAAAAUGAAUCUCCCACCUGUUAUUUGUUAUUCCUUCCCUCUCUUACUCUCUCUGCUCUUCCUCCCACCCUCCAUCUCCGGCACCUCUGUUCACCCCUCUCCAAUCCCCUCUGACGACUCCCUCCAACAAUGCCUCCUCAAAAACUCCGUUCCUGACACCCUCAUCUUCACGCCCAAAUCCACUAACUUCACCGCCACUCUGCUCUCCUCGGCCCAAAGCCGCCGAAUCAUCUUCGACAGCCGCUCCACCAAACCAAUUCUCAUCAUCACCCCAUCACAGGAAUCUCACGCCCAAGCCGCCGUCCUCUGCUCUAAACACCUCAAAUUCCAACUCCUAACCAGAAGUGGCGGCCACGACUAUGAAGGCCUCUCGUACUCAACCAACUUCAGCCCGUUCUUCAUACUCGACCUCUCCAAUCUCCGCUCCAUCUCAUUUAAUGCCGAUAACACUGUUUGGGUGCAAUCCGGCGCCACGCUUGGCGAGCUUUACUUUUCCAUCGCAUCAAAAAGCCGAACUUUGGCCUUCCCUGCUGGAUUUUGUCCAACAGUCGGCGUCGGCGGGCAUAUAAGUGGCGGAGGCAUUGGGACCAUCAUGAGAGAGCAUGGCAUCGCCGCCGACCACGUCGUGAACAUUCGCAUCAUUAAUGCCAAUGGAAAGAUCUUGGAAAGAGAAUCAAUGGGAGAGGAUCUAUUCUGGGCGUUAAGAGGAGGAGGCGGUGCGAGCUUUGGAGUCAUACUCGCAUAUAAGAUAAAACUUGUUCCAGUCCCUCCAAAGGUCACAGUUUUCUCAAAAACUUCAACUUUAUCUCCGGGCACCACCAAAGCUAUCGCGAAAUGGCAGCAGGUGGCUUAUAGAGCCGACAAGAGACUGUACAUCAGCGCAACGUUGACGGUGGUGAGUAAGACUGUGCAAACCACUUUUAACGGAUUGUUUUUGGGUGAGAUGACAGAGCUGCUUUCGAUCAUGAAGCAAAGCUUACCUGAGUUACAGGUGACCGAUAAGGACUGUAAAGAGAUGAGUUGGAUUGAAUCCCUACUCGUCUUCUCCACCUAUCCUGUACCGAACAUAAAUAGUAAUCUGUCUUUAAGUAGUUUGCUAGAUAGAACUCCGACAUUAUUAAGUAUAUCCUUUAAAGUGAAGUCUGAUAUAGUAACCGAGCCCAUUGUAGAGCAGAGUUGGGAGAAGAUGUGGAAGUAUAUUCUCAAAGAAGAUGAGCUGCUUGUGAUGAUAAUUGAGCCAUUGGGAGGAAAGGUCGCAGAGAUAGCAGAGACUGAGACUCCAUUUCCUCACAGAAAUGGAAGUAAGUACCUCGUACAAUAUGUUGCGGCGUGGACGGAGGCUGGAGAGAUUGCAGCAAGGAAGAAUACUGAGUGGUUGAGGGGGUUUUACAAUUUCAUGGCUCCAUUUGUUUCAAAGAAACCUCGAGCUGCUUACCUUAACUUCAGGGAUCUUGACUUGGGACGAAACAAUAAAGGGUUGAUAAGCUACAAGAACGCUGAAGCUUGGGGAAAAAAAUAUUACAAAAUCAACUUUAAGAAGCUGGCGUAUGUCAAAUCUAAGACAGAUCCAAACAAUCUUUUUAGAAAUGAACAGAGCAUUCCUCCAUUGAUUUAUUAAUCGACAUAUUUCAGUACCCCAUGAUGUCUCCUCAGCUUUUUAUUUGUGUUCUAUUUUUCUCUUCGUAUCAAAAAAAUAUAUUUUGUAUUAAAAAAAUAUUUUAAGAAACAGUAAAAAAAUCAUCAAAAAAAAAUCUUUAAUGUGUUUAUAUUUGUAUGCAUUCCAAAGGCUUCUUCA
Molecule: messenger RNA, 1802 nt
Organism: Dendrobium catenatum
Lineage: Eukaryota; Viridiplantae; Streptophyta; Magnoliopsida; Asparagales; Orchidaceae
Product: berberine bridge enzyme-like 23
Exons: 1
Coding region: 12-1625 (537 amino acids)
Molecular function (GO): FAD binding; oxidoreductase activity
Source: RefSeq, a predicted model, not a curated record